Molecule: messenger RNA, 4162 nt
Organism: Sinocyclocheilus anshuiensis
Lineage: Eukaryota; Metazoa; Chordata; Actinopteri; Cypriniformes; Cyprinidae
Product: forkhead box protein K2-like
Exons: 9
Coding region: 293-2017 (574 amino acids)
Biological process (GO): regulation of transcription by RNA polymerase II
Molecular function (GO): RNA polymerase II cis-regulatory region sequence-specific DNA binding; DNA-binding transcription factor activity, RNA polymerase II-specific; protein binding
Source: RefSeq, a predicted model, not a curated record
UGGAGGAGUCCGUUUUUCUUCUCCCGAGUCGUAGAGCCAUUGGUCGUUACCGCUGUCAAUCAGCUUGGCCCCGCCUCCAGCGUUUGUUUGGUAGAGUUGAUCGUGUUCUCGUUCUCUCUGUCGCGGCUGUGGCUGGAGCCGCUGUCCUCGGACUGGCACGUUCCUUCGUUUUAUUUCUCAUCCUUUGAUUCGAGCCCCCUCUAAAUUCUGCAAGCAGGCCUCCCGGCCGACAAUUUGCCGUCUGCUCAUUCAAUUUGAUAGUCUUAAAUCCCCAUCAAGAGAAACAGUAAAGAUGGCGGUGGUCGUCGCCCGGCUCGAGGGCCGAGAGUUCGAGUAUCUGAUGAAGAAGCGCUCGGUCACCAUCGGACGGAAUUCCUCACAAGGCUCCGUGGACGUGAGCAUGGGCCAUUCGAGCUUCAUUUCACGGAGGCACCUGGAGAUCUUCUCCGCCGGCGAGGAUGGCACGGGAAGCGGAGACUUCUACCUUCGAUGCCUCGGCAAAAACGGGGUGUUCGUGGACGGGGUGUUUCAGAGACGGGGGGCUCCUCCUCUGCAGCUGCCCCGCAUGUGCACUUUCCGAUUUCCCAGCACCACUAUCAAAAUGACGUUCACUGCCUUGUCCAGCGACAAGCGAGAGCGCAGGAACGCGCCGGAGUCUCCUGUGAAAGCGGUGCAAGUCCAGAUCUCGCCGCUGACCAUCAACAUCCCAGACAACAUCGCCCACCUGAUGAGCCCGCUCCCGUCUCCCACAGGUACACUCAGCGCUGCUAACUCCUGUCCAUCAAGUCCCCGAGGAGCAGGACUGUCCAGUUAUAAAAUGGGUCGUGGACUCACAGCUGAUCUCAUCAAUGAAAACUCACAAUCUGAAAAUGACAAGGAAGCGUCUGGAGGAGACAGUCCAAAAGAUGACUCCAAGCCUCCUUACUCGUAUGCACAGCUUAUUGUUCAGGCCAUCACAAUGGCACCGGACAAACAACUAACACUGAAUGGAAUAUAUACCCACAUUACUAAGAAUUAUCCAUAUUACAGGACGGCAGACAAGGGCUGGCAAAACUCGAUUCGUCACAAUCUGUCCUUAAACCGCUAUUUUAUCAAAGUGCCCCGAUCUCAAGAGGAGCCGGGCAAAGGCUCUUUCUGGAGGAUAGACCCCUCGUCUGAAGGAAAGCUCAUCGAACAAGCUUUCCGUAAGCGCAGGCCUCGCGGCGUGCCGUGCUUCAGGACUCCACUCGGGCCGCUCUCAUCCAGGAGCGCUCCAGCAUCUCCUAACCACACGGGGGUGCUGUCAGCUCACUCCAGCGGCGUUCAGACUCCAGACAGCUUAUCAAGAGAGGGCUCACCUGUUCCUGUGGACCCCGAGCCCACGCCUGCCUCCCCUCACGCUCACGCCGUUCAGCCCAAACUAGCAGUCAUUGCUCAGAAUGCUCCAGGUUCGCCUCUCAACACCCAACCGGUUCUCAUCACAGUUCAGCGGCAGCUACCGCAGACCAUCAAACCUGUGACCUACGCCGUGUCCGCUCCCAGCUCCCAGCAGCCCCUGAUGCAGACGCUGCAUGUGCUGCACCAGAUCCCUGCUGUUUCUGUGACCGGACUGUCUGCAGCAGAGCCGGGGUUUGUCCAGUCCAGCAUCGCUAAAGCAGAGCCACACCAGAACGGAGAGCACCAGGAGCUCAGAGUGAAAGUGGAGCCGGUGCCUGCUAUCACAGCCAGCUCUCUGGGCUCGGGUCGUGUUGUCCAGUCUUGCCCCGUACAGACGGUCACUAUCCUGCAGAAGGCUCCGGUGGGCCAGCAUCAGCUGCCUGUCAAAGCCAUCACUCAGAACGGGACGCAUGUGGUCACUGCUGUCAGCAACACGGCGAGUCCUCUGCACAUGCUGGCGACCCACGCCUCGGUCUCAGCGUCUCUCCCGACCAAACGCCAGAACCCAGACCCAGCGGAGCCCAACACCAAAAGAGCCAAGACUGAAGACGGAGCCGUCCCCUUCACCGCCGAGAGACACCAGCACAGCGCCACUGACUAGGGCAGCCGUGUCACGACCUUUGACCUCAACCCAUGUUCUGUUUCUCCCCGCCUGCCACGCACCUGCUGCAGCCCCUUCACCUGUUUAUGAAUCCCAGGUGCCAGAUAGUGAGCUGAGAUGAAAGUCAGUGGAUGUUGGAGAGAAGGAGCGAUUAGAAUCGAGAGAAACACGAGAGAAGGAGGGACAGUGGGCCUUUACAUGAAUAGGUAAAUUCUCAGAUAUAUGCACACACCUAUAUUAAUAUAGCCUACCUGAAGUCAUGAAGAGAGUGUGUUGUGGACGGUUUGCGGGUGUAACCCAGCAGAGAAGGUCUCCGUCUGUGAGCUCUGGGACGAACCUCCUUUGUGUUUCUGAACAAACGACCGGCCAGUGACCAAUAUGAAUAUUACUGUAAUUGUCACGCAUGUGUGUGAGAUGUGUGCUCGCGAUGGCCCUGUUCCCAAUCAGAGGUCUUGAACAGCUGCAUUCGACUGAAAAGACUGGCCAAACAUCACUGAACACCGAUCAGCUCUUAAAAUGUGAACCCGCUCCUUAUGUCAGCUUCAUCUUCACGCGUGGAGAAACGAGCGAUUUCUGGUGGGCAGAGGGAAGUGUGGGGAGGUUUGUUCCUGUAUCACGGCAGCUAGCGACCACGUCCACCUACCUAAUGCAGUCUGGAGUAGAGAGGCAGUAUUUUCUCGUACUUCUACUUUAGGAUCUUAUUUGUGGCACAAAUACUCCACUAAACAGGCAGUGCUGAUGGGAGGUCACUUGGCCUUUUUCCAUUUUAUUUUAAUUUUUAAAGACGUGGACUCGUGGUCAUGGAAUUGAAUGUAGUUUCUUCAUUUUUAUUUUAUUUUAUUAUUAUUUUUAUUAUUUUCAGAAAAAAAAAGAAACACUAUUGAGGGUUUGAGUUAUUUGCCAUUACAUCAAAUCAAAACGAUGUUUACUUGCAUCCUCUUCUUUUUCAUAUUUUAACCAAUAACCUAUGAGAUAGAUAUAUUUCCAUUUGUACUUUAUUAAAAUAUAUCAGCUUGCAUGAAUGUGUUGAGAAAAUGUGCUGUAUCUGACUCGUUCCCUGACUGCAGAAGAUGAAAGAGAAAAAAAAAAAGCAAAAUAAUAUUUUAUACAGUUUGGAUCGUUACUGCACUUACCUUUUGUUUCUGACAUCUCCUUUCCUCCCCGUUGUUUUUGCUUUUAUAUUCCAGAUGUCUUUGGCUGUGUUCGUUAUCUUUGUGUUGAAGUUGUCUCUUUGCCUGUUAAUAUUAUUUUAUUCUGUUCAAACAACUGAAAGAGUCUCACAGAUAGUACGUGAUCCACAAGGAAAAAUAAGUGGUAGAUGUUGUUCAGCUUCAGUGGGUAUAUGCAUUUUUUAUAAAUGAAAUGAAAAACUCCAUAAUUUCUGUUCUGUAUUUGUGUGACUGGAGAUGAUUGUGUGGUGUAGAUGAUAGAAAUGCUGUCGUCACAGUGUCCAUCUCCUCUGUUAGAGAAACCGCCUGGCAUUCUUCAUCAGUAGUAGCACAACAAUCGCCCGUCCAUUGCUGUGGAAGGCUUCGGUGAAGGUCAUGAAGGAUAUGAAUGAUUUAUUGUGUAAUACACGACAUUUUCUCGUCCGGUUGCUGCUGAUUACUUAUCGUUAGGAGACAAAGCACGAUGAUUUACAAAUAAAGAUUCUUCAGUUAGUUUGUUGACAGAAACUACAGCAACUGCGGCACUUUUCAUUGUCAUGUUUACGUGGAAACAUUAAUUGUUGCUCACAGAGUCUCUUUUUAGCAGCAGAUUUUGGUCUGUCUUUACAUUUCUAAAGUACCAGGAGUUUCUCAUCAGUUAUCACAUAUAAUGACGUGUGAUUUCUGUAGCCAGUAUUUCUUCAAAGAUAACGCUUCCUCAUUAAAGGAUUCUUAAAUCAGAAGAAGCAUGAUUCUUCCGCGGCGGGUGUUGAUGGGAAACGUGUCUUGUUCUGCUUGUUACACAGGCUUUCUGAUUUCUUGACAGCGUUAAUGAAUUAAUAAUAGGAGCCCUAAUUUGUCAUGCAUUUCCAUGCUGGCAGAAACCUUUCAGCAUCCAGAGAUAUUUCAGCACGAUUACCUCACCGUUACUAAUAACUAAAGAUGGAGUUUUCACCUGCGUGUCCCGAUCAAACAACAGUCCUUCCAGCAAUGCCUG